Triticum turgidum subsp. durum (durum wheat) is the source of this 1161-nucleotide messenger RNA. NCBI's taxonomy places the organism in Eukaryota, Viridiplantae, Streptophyta, Magnoliopsida, Poales, Poaceae. The record is from the annotation of a GenBank genome assembly.
AUGCCGCUGAGCGUUUCCGCCGAACCCGAAAGAGCAUGUUGGAGUGCCGUCUUCUGCUCUCUGCAGGCCUGCAUCUCUGAGCCCAUUAGAUUUAUUCAUUACGGGACUCUCGAUGUUGUUCGACGGCUUUUUUUUAGUAGAGGUGUAAGGGAAAGGGAAAGGGCAAGGGGAACGGGAACGGGAGAAGAAACUGCCAAUCCUGCUGAUGAGCAAACGGGAGACAAAAACUCUCCUGCUGCAGAUGAUGAUUACAGCGAGCAGCUUGCUGAAUACGGCCACAAUAGUGAUCGCUACGAUGGCAGUAACUGUGGCGACUACUAUGACACAGAUGGCGACUGGUCUGAGAUCGGUGGAUAUGAAGAGUACUACAGAAAGGAUAUUCCACCGAGUCUCAAAAUUGGCUAUGACGGAGACAGCAUUAAUCUAUCGAUGGCUUACAGCUUAUCUCGGGACUUGGUGGAGCUGUUAUCUGUGCGUCCCCGAUUUCCCUUCGUGGGCACCUUCGUUGCUUUCAACGAUCGUUCCCAUUACUACUGCAACUCGGAGAAUGGACCACUUCAUCGUAAUGUUGAUUCACAGGGUAAUUUGAUUCUCAGGGCAGAAGGGGCGGCGCUUGAGGACUAUGUCCGCAUUAAAGUUGAAAUCCCAGAGGAUGAUAACCGGAUUGACACUGCAAACUACGUCUUCUAUGUGGACCCAUACUUCUGUAACAAUGUCAUUGUCCACACAAUGCCAACAAGAUAUGGCCGUGAUAUAGACGUGUUUUUCGUGCCGAUGUAUCGUGCUAUACAGGCCAGAUUGUGCGUCAACCUUGAUCUCACAUCUGGCAGUGGCUGUAGCUAUGCAUAUGGCGAAAUCACAGCGCACCAUGAGUUCUACGGCGACUUCAAUGUCCUGCUUUUCCAGUGUGGAGAAGAUGAUAUGGCAGAGGUUGUCGAUGGCACACUUCCAUUGUUGCGGACUUGGGCAGCUGUUCCGAUAUACUUAGAGCCCCUCUUGAUAAUCAAGCUGAACCUUAGCGUUUUUACUAAUUCUGACCAUGUUAAUGACGGUCAUGCCAUCUCCUUCCAAGGUGAUCUUACCUUCUACCAUGAUCAGUAUGAAAAGGCAAUCUGCAAUGCUGACCAUGGUAAAGUUGAAGUGCAGAUUGGGUACCGUUAA